AUGUCAGGCGAGCACCCAGCCGCCGCCCUCGUCGACUCGCUCACCCCAGCAGCGACGACGCCGUCGAAAGAACGCAAGCGGCCGCUGCGAACCUACAGUCGGCGGCCUGUCCAGGCGAGGGAGCAAGCCCGGGAAUACUCGCCAAAUGAACCGACGAAGAGCGAAACGGACACUCGUGACGCAGCGCUCGCAGACUCAUCGCGGCUUCCGGCGCUUUCCAGCCAGGACAAAAACCGAGGACAACCGCCGAGUCGCGGCUCGAUCCUGGCCUAUUUCAAGCCUCUGCCCCCAAGCUCCGACAAGGCGCCAUCCGGUGCGGCCUCCUCCGACCCAGCAGAGCUCCCACCAUCAUCGCCAGCCUCGUCAUCUACGUCGCCCUCUACGAGACCCAGAAAGCGGAGGAGGCUCACGACCCGGCCCCUCCUCAGCGAACCGGGCCAAUACUCCACGGGCGCGGCGGCGGAUGAGACAGGUGUGCCGCCAGAAUGCUGUCCGAUGACGAAGGACGCCAGCAUAGUUGUUGUACCCAGCAAGGAAUGUGGGACCCUGCGUUCAGCUUUGAGCGAGGUAGCCGUUAAUAGGCGGGAUCACCCCGGCGCAGGCCCCGGCGGCGCAUUGGCAAACGGGAGCGCGGGAAGCAAGAAACGGGCCGGGAAACGGGCAGCCAAAGACAUGACGCAGACGACAUUGAGCCUCUCGGUCCAAAAAGAACCAGGGUUCACCAUGUGUGGAGUUUGCGACAUCUUGUACAACCCUUUGAACGAGAAGGACCGGCGGGAGCAUAACCGGCGACAUGCGGCACGGUGCCGGAUUCGGCAGAAGGCGGCGGGACGAUGA
Messenger RNA from Thermothielavioides terrestris NRRL 8126, 837 nucleotides. RefSeq lists its product as uncharacterized. The record is from RefSeq and is a predicted model, not a curated record. The transcript has a single exon. NCBI's taxonomy places the organism in Eukaryota, Fungi, Ascomycota, Sordariomycetes, Sordariales, Chaetomiaceae. The coding region runs from base 1 to 837 and encodes 278 amino acids.